AUGGUCCAUCUAGCUACCAUCAAUAGGGAGGGCGACGUCGAGAAGGGCAUUGUCAAGGAGGUCAAGGAAGCUCACCUUCAGCUUGCCCAAGAUGCCGAUGCCUUCACCACCUCAGUCUACGGCUCCAAGUUCGCGGGCGAGGAUCUGCCCCGCCAUGAGAUUCCCGAGCAGGAGAUGCCCAAGGAGGUGGCGUACCGCAUGAUCAAGGACGAGCUGAGCCUCGAUGGCAACCCUAUGCUCAACUUGGCGUCGUUUGUCACCACCUAUAUGGAGGACGAAGCCGAACAGUUGAUGAAGGACUCCUUCUCCAAGAACUUUAUCGAUUAUGAAGAAUAUCCUCAAUCUGCCGACAUCCAGAACCGUUGCGUGUCGAUGAUCGGCAGGCUGUUCAACGCCCCGGUUGGCAAUGGUGCUCAAGGUGCUGUCGGUACCUCCUGCAUCGGCAGCUCGGAGGCCAUCAUGCUGGCCGUCUUGGCCAUGAAGCGGCGCUGGAAGAACCAGAGGAAGGCCGAGGGCAAGCCCUUCGACAGCCCCAACAUUGUCAUGUCGUCCGCCGUCCAGGUCUGCUGGGAGAAGGCCACGCGCUACUUCGAGAUUGAUGAGCGACUCGUCUAUUGUGAACCAGACCGCUACGUGAUUGACCCAAAGCAGACGGUGGAUCUGGUUGAUGAGAACACCAUCGGGAUCUGCGCCAUCUUGGGAACGACGUAUACUGGCGAGUAUGAGGAUGUCAAGGCAGUCAACGAUCUCUUGAUCGAGAGGGGACUGGACACGCCUAUCCACGUUGAUGCGGCCAGUGGCGGGUUCGUUGCUCCCUUUGUCAUGCCGGACCUCGAGUGGGAUUUCCGCCUCGAGCGAGUCGUCUCAAUCAAUGUUUCCGGCCACAAGUACGGCUUGGUGUAUCCUGGUGUCGGCUGGGUCGUCUGGCGCGGGGCAGAGUAUCUGCCUCAAGAGCUGGUGUUCAACAUCAACUAUUUGGGUGCUGACCAGGCGUCUUUCACGCUCAACUUCAGCAAGGGCGCCUCGCAGGUCAUCGGCCAGUACUACCAACUGAUUCGUCUGGGCAAGCACGGCUACCGCGCCAUCAUGUCCAACCUCACCCGGACGGCUGACUACCUGAGCGACUCGCUCGAGGCGCUCGGCUUCAUCAUCAUGUCCAAGAAGUCGGGACAAGGCCUUCCGCUCGUCGCCUUCCGGCUGCAGCCCAACAAGGACCGCGAGUUUGACGAAUUUGCCCUUGCGCAUGGACUGCGAGUCCGCGGUUGGGUCGUGCCGGCGUACACCAUGGCUCCGCACACCAACCAGCUGAAGAUGCUGCGUAUCGUCGUCCGCGAGGAUUUCACCAGGAACCGGUGCGACGCGCUGAUCUCCGACAUCCGGUCAACCAUUGCCCUUCUGCAGAACAUGGACAAGGAGAGCAUCAGGAAGCAGCAGGAGUUCAUCCACAAGCACCACACUGCCAGCGCGAGAGCGCAGCACAACCACCCCAGGUUCAAGAAGGAGAAGCACUCUCUUCAAGGCAAGACUGGAAAGACCCAUGCUGUUUGUUAA
This is a messenger RNA of Thyridium curvatum, 1551 nucleotides long. RefSeq lists its product as uncharacterized. The record is from RefSeq and is a predicted model, not a curated record. Gene Ontology annotation, molecular function: pyridoxal phosphate binding; glutamate decarboxylase activity. The coding region runs from base 1 to 1551 and encodes 516 amino acids. Gene Ontology annotation, biological process: L-glutamate catabolic process. Gene Ontology annotation, cellular component: cytosol. NCBI's taxonomy places the organism in Eukaryota, Fungi, Ascomycota, Sordariomycetes, Thyridiales, Thyridiaceae. The transcript has 4 exons.